GUCCUUGGGUAUAGUCAGUGUCUGUGAUUUGGUCAGGAAUUGAUCAUUUGAUUUAGUUAUGGCUCCAAAGAAGGCUGCGGCAGCUAGCAAGGACAAGGAAGAAGUUCCCGCUGCUACUGAAACCAAGGCCCCAAAGCCAACCCAGAUGAAGACUAUGGGUCACCCUACUACAUUGGCCAUGGUGGUGGAGGCCCUGAAGAAGGACUCUGAGAGGAAGGGGACCUCUGUGCCGGCCAUACGCGCUAGGAUUCUGGCUGCCCAUCCUACUGUGGAUGUUGUGAGGCUUAAGGGUCUUCUUAAGGCUGCUCUGAACAAGGGGAUAGAGAAGGGAAUUCUUGUCCGACCACCAAACUCCAGUGCUACUGGAGCCACUGGGCGCUUUAAGCUGGCAAAACCUCUACCAAAGGCCAAGGAGGGUGGCAAAAGUACAGAAUCUGAGAAUGUGGACCCCAAUGAUCAGCCAAAGGAGAAGCCCAAGAAAGAGGCUGUGAAGAAAGUGAAGCCUACAGCGUCGAAAGGCGAGAAAGUAGAAGCGGCCACCAAGAAGGAAAAACCUGCUGAGGUGAAGCCCAAGGCCUCUAAACCCAAGAAAGAUGCUGAGGCACCGUCAAAGGGCCCAGCAGCAGCCAAAAAGCCCAAAGCCAAGAAGGUAGAUGGGGAGCCCAAAGCCAAGAAGGUAGAUGGGGAGCCCAAAGCCAAGAAGGCAGAUGGGGAGCCCAAAUCCAAGAAAGAACCAGCUAAGAAAGAAAAAGCGGAGGCAGCUGAGGGGCCAACAAAAUCCUUAAAGGACUCUGAAGAAAAUGGCGCUGCCAAAGCCAGCAAGAAAGCGAAGAAGUGACUUGAUAUGGCAACAGAUUAAGUAUUUUAAUUUAUUUGGAAUAAAGUUAACUUUUAUCAUGUGGCUUUUUUUUUUCUUCUGGAAAAAAAUGAAUGUGUUGGGUCCCAUCAGAUGCUUUUGGCUGAGCUACUAGAAGUUUGUGGAAUGCAAAUAUAUGUAAUUAUAAAAUGGAUUUUUAAUGUGAAUAAAGUAUUUAAUACUAAAAUGUA
Molecule: messenger RNA, 1047 nt
Organism: Rana temporaria (common frog)
Lineage: Eukaryota; Metazoa; Chordata; Amphibia; Anura; Ranidae
Product: protein B4
Exons: 5
Coding region: 59-838 (259 amino acids)
Biological process (GO): nucleosome assembly
Cellular component (GO): nucleosome
Molecular function (GO): DNA binding
Source: RefSeq, a predicted model, not a curated record